GGUUUGCUCGGUGCCACCACCACCGUCGUCGUCGUCGAUAUCGUCUACGAUCAAUUCUGCACUCUACCCGUUCACGAUCACAAGACCGGUAGAGUCUACUGCCUAGGCCUAUUGCAUACCCGCGAAAGUGCUAGCUUCCUGUUCGGGUUCUGAGCAGUACCGUCUUGACUGCGUUCGUCCUCGAAAUCAACUUCUUUCGAACUGCCUGGUAUCACACAGUUGGCCUCUGGAACACCAUAAGCAGGAUGGCACCCGGAAGGACAUUUGGGACUGAGGGGCCUGUGGUAGACGUGAGCGAUCAGCCACCAGGUCGGCUGGGUGAUUCGCAGCAAGCUCGUCGCAUCUCGGGACGCGUCUCCUUCUCCGAUACUGUUCAUCGACCAAGUUUCUUUGCUCGGAGAAGAAGCGCAGUGGAUGAAGAGGCAAGUGGAGGCCCCACAGCUCAGGAACGGCCUGCUAUCCCGAGCGCUCUACAACCAGGAGAGGCAUAUAGUACUCCACUACCCGUUCUGUCCAUGGUUGUCUUGUCAAUUACUAUGCUUGGCGAAUUUUUAUCUGCCAAUGUCUCCGCCCCUUUCAUAUUAUUCAUGGUGCAAGGUUUCGGCCAAUUCCCCGACGAAGCUCGUGCAGGAUACUGGACAGGCAUCUUGGUGUCAAUGUUCUUCCUCACUCAAUUCCUUACAUCGCUUCUCUGGGCGACGGUGGCGGCGAAGCAUGGGCAGCGUAUCGUGUUGUUCAUCUCGCUCCUCGGGAGCGCCAUAACAUGCUCACUCUUCGGAACAUGUACAUCCAUCGAAGAAGCUAUUGCCGUGCGAUUGAUGCAGGGUAUAUUCGCCGGUGCGAUCGGCGUCGCGCGUGGGUGCGUGACGUUGAUUACCGACCAGAGCAACGAAGGGAGGGCAUAUGCGAUUCUUGGCUUCUGCUGGGGAUUUGGAGGUGUUGCUGGUGCCAUCGUCGGUGGGACUUUCGAAUCGCCCGCAAGAAAGUGGCCAUCUGCCUUUAAUGAUAUUCCCUUGUUUGUAACGUAUCCAUACCUGUUGCCCUGUCUCGUAGCAUCGUCGAUCACAUUCAUAGGCUCUGUCCUGUGUCUCUUUCUAGGCCCAGACUGCGGCCCACGCGAAGGUGCCAUCCAUUUGCCGCAGGAGAAGAUUGACACCAUACCCGAAGAAGACACCGUGCCCACAACUCCGCUUUUCGAAGAGAGCGAAUCACACAGCCUGUACGGAACGCUUAGACGAAAGCUGUCAGGCAGACUCUCAGGCUACUUCUCAUCUCGUGCGUCUGUUGCCGAUGGUCCUUCGUCGCCUCCACAAGAACAGCCGUUGCCCUUGUCGUCGACACCAUCUCGAAGCGAUCUCAACAAAGCGCGAACGAUAUCCCAAAUGAGUCGCGCGAACAGUUCCGCGUACGGGUACAGCGGUUCGUACAGGAAUCGUCUCUCGAGCGCCUACGGCGCCACGCCACGCGCGAGCAUGGCUCUAUCGAUUCGCCGGAGGCGAAGCAGCGCUGCGGAUGGUCAUCAGUCAUCGAUGGGCACUGCAACGGGCAACUUCGCGCAACGUCUCUUGAUGGCGAACGAGAACGCUGUGACGAACAUUGCCGACCUGUGGGUUGCUGCAGCAAUGAACGCCGAUAAUGAGGAAGCGUUCGAAGAUGAUGGCGAAUUUGAUACAGAAGCGGAGGCUAUCGACGAGGAGGCGGUGAGCGGGGAGGCUGGGGAAGCUGGAGAACUGGAGGAGGACGUGUUCGGCUCCCGGGCUGCCACACCGACUUUGCGGGACAAUCGGUUCUCGCGUCCAGAAUCAUACACGAGCGUGUGGUCUCAGGCCAAGCGGCCUUCGUUCUCCGCGGGUACCUCUACCGGCAGACGACCCGCUCCCAUCGGCUCCCCUCGCCGUUUGUCACAAACCGGCCGCUUGUCCUUUGCGCGUCAGCGUUCCUCCAUGCUUUCACCUUCUCUUGGGGGCGAGGAACCCCAGACGCCGAUGCUGCAUCGCCGGACGUCUUCUUUCAUUCCACCGAUUUUUUCACAUGUGGGCGUGCGCACGCCUCCCGCAGUCCUCGAAGCGCAGCAGCUGCUAUCACAGCUCGAUGAACAGGCCGGCGGCGACUCGUUAGCCCCGAUUGUGGAGGGCCGCCCUGCAGUACAGACAGAUAACGAGGUUGUGGAUUCGGAGAAGGAGCCUUCCUUGAUCAAGCUGCUGCCGAAUAUGAUCAUCAUCCAAUACGGCUUACUGGCGCUUCACGCUACGACACACGAUCAAGUGUUCUAUCUGUAUCUUGUCUCCAAGUACCCUCUAGGAGGAUUGAACCUCAACGCGGGACACUUCUCCCAAUUGAUUGCGUUGAUGUGCCUCGCGCAGAUUGCCUACCAGUUCUACUUGUAUCCCAAUAUCGGGCCGCCUCGAGGUAGAUUCUCCCACUUGGCUAUGUUCCGCCUUGGAUCCCUAUUGUUCAUCCCGUCGUACCUAUCCGUAAUCCUGUAUCGACCGCUUGCUAGUGCAAGCACGGACGGGAACCCUAUCCUCAUGGCCGUUCUUGCCCUCAGCACCGCAGUGAGAUUCUGUGGGAGUACGUUCAGUUACACUGCAGUCUCCGUCCUCCUGAAUUACAUGUCCCCACCUCACACCAUCGGAAUUGCCAAUGGCAUAGCGCAGAGUAUUGUCAGCCUUGCACGGUUCUUCGGGCCGAUUCUAGGUGGCAUCUUGUGGUCCAUGAGUGUCGAGAAUGGACCGACCGGCUAUGCUCUUGGAUUCUUCGCAUGCGCAGGUGCAUGCGCUCUCGCUAUCUCUCAUAGUUUCUUCAUACGCUGAGUUGGGUCGCAAUUUGCUUCGCGUUCACUUGUAAUGCGCGAUUCAUCCUCCUUCAUGACGCCGAGCAAAGCGACAUCCUCUCCCUCUCCCAUCAGAGCUUCUCGAUAAACCUUUCCAUAGAGAUACCCUGUCUCGUAUCUUUCUUUCUCGCCUGCACGUACCGUAAUUGACGGAAGGACUAUGAAACACCUCUGUAAUGUAGCAUCGCUGUGUGUAGAAGUUUCGUUAGUCCGACAUAUAAAAUAUACUGG
Messenger RNA from Laetiporus sulphureus 93-53, 3064 nucleotides. Its product is annotated as MFS general substrate transporter. Gene Ontology annotation, biological process: transmembrane transport. Bases 246 to 2813 code for a protein of 855 amino acids. NCBI's taxonomy places the organism in Eukaryota, Fungi, Basidiomycota, Agaricomycetes, Polyporales, Laetiporaceae. Gene Ontology annotation, molecular function: transmembrane transporter activity. The record is from RefSeq and is a predicted model, not a curated record. The transcript has 16 exons. Gene Ontology annotation, cellular component: brush border membrane.